Messenger RNA from Prorocentrum cordatum, 1533 nucleotides. Lineage: Eukaryota; Dinophyceae; Prorocentrales; Prorocentraceae. The record is from the annotation of a GenBank genome assembly.
AUGAAGGUGAGGACCACUUCCAGGGAUGCGCUGCUGGUCGGUAAGGUCCAUCGGCGCUGGGAGAUGGCAGCGAAUACGGGUAAGGCUAAAGCAUUGGUGAUCAAGAGUGGCGUCCUCGCGUGGCAGGUUGGCGAUGAUUGCAUCGUGGGGAAGACAAAUAUCGCUGAUGGUAUGCAGCAUGAGGUCUCGGUCCUGUACAAGGCGGACCAGGGCAUGUACAUACUCAGGGUCGACGGCAAAGUGGAAGCCAGGGGGCUAAGCAGCGUCCCAGACAAUCCAGACACCAACCUCGUCCUUGGCACCGCGAGCGCGCCAAGAGACGACACGUUCAACGAACUCUACGCAGUUUUUGAAGACUUGCGCAGCCUCGGCGUCGGGGUGCUUCAGCUGGAGGAGCGGAGAGAGGAGCCUCUGUUCGAAGGUGAUAUCGACCAGCUCACCUGGAAAGAGCUGCAGUGGAACAAGAGUCGUCGCAAAAAGGCUUGGGUUGCGUAUGACCUGCACAUCGGCACUAUGGAAUCGACGAGGCAGAGAACUUCGAAUCCGACGGCCAGCACCAAAAGUCAGUCUGGGUCAGAAGCGCGGUCGGCCCUCAGCACGUCCUCACAGGCGUUCCACAAGGGCCAGGAUGUGGAGUACUGGUCGAAGACCAUGCAGGCAUGGCUUCCGGCCAAGAUCGUCGAUUCCAGGGAGAAGUACUUCGAUAACAACCUCAGGUUCGACGUGUUCGACUACGACGUCUAUGUGGGCACUGCCGAGCAGACUGUGCCUGGCGUGGAGAUAAAGGACUUGCGCAUUCCGUUCGUGGAAGGCGACGCAGUGAGUGUCUAUUCCCACAGACAUGGGCGGUGGUUCCCUGCCCGGAUACACAGAUCGAGGGACGGUGAUCCGAAGCAAGGGUACGAUGUCACCCUGGAGGAUGAACUCGCCGACGACCAGGAAACGUAUGUCAAAUCGGCUUUGCAAAGAGACCUGGAGAAGCACAGGAGAGAGAGAGGAAGCGGGAGCUGGGCCGGAUCGGGCUCUGGCGACGCGCCCGCGCCCAUACUGAAGAACCUGCCGGCCAAGCGCCUGAGGAGGCGCUACAACGGGGGCGACCGCGUCCGUCUCUACAAGGGUGCCGACGCAGGCUUCGUCCCUGCCGAGGUGGUUCGUGAAGAGGCGGAGGAUGAGCCACGCCCCGGGCGAGGAUCCCCCAGCCCCAGCAGGGCCGCCCGCGGCGGGAGCCCGAGCCCCGCGGGGGGGCGCGGGAGGUCUCCGGGUGCAGAGCCUCCCGCCCGCGGGAGGUCGCUCAGCUCGGGGAGCGGCGGCGGGGGCGCACGGCGCGACGCCGGCGAUCGGCGUUUCGCGAUGGUCCUCGUGAGGGUCACGGACUCCGAGCGCGAUACCAUGGCCACGGUGUCGGAGUGCCUGCUGCGCCCGGGGCCAGCGUCGACUACUCCCAGCGUGGGUCGGGACGCCGAUUCGCGAGGGUCGCCUGUGCGGCCUGGACUUGGCGGCGGAAGAGCUGGAAGAGGCACUUUCGCUGUCUGA